AUCUGGAGGUUUCACUCAUUCCUGCCCCGUCUGAGCUUCGGGAAGGAAGGAGAGGCGGGCACCGCAGGAUUUGCUGGGCUGGGGACCCCAGGAGACGCCAGGCGUGCCCGCCAGAGAGCUGGGCGGCUGGAGAAAGCAACUUGGGAGUGAUCCCUGCCUUUGCCCGAGAGGCAGAUCCAGAAGGGGAGUGAGUAGGGGGGGGUCCUACCCCCAAAGCAGGGGAGUGGGCAAGUUUGGACAGCGGCUCUGGAUAAACAUGGGGUGCCCAGCUUGUGUGUGAGCCCCGCCGGCUGCAUGCCACCACUCGGUGGGUCGCUGCCUAGGAAGGAAUUUGGGGAAGGGGAGGAAUUAAAGAGUUGGGGGUCUCUCUCUGUACCCCUUGCAAGAACUAGGAAUCUGGGGAGGUCUCUAGAGUCAGAUAAAGGAAGGAGUGUGGGUGGGCCGCAGGGGCCCAGUUGGUGCCCCAUGGAGGGUGUGAUGCUGGCGUGGGCACUGCUGGCCGUCUUGACUCAGUGGGAUCGGGCCGACGGGGCCAACCUCAUCCUGGCUGUCAUCCUGCCACACCACAACACCACCUACCCGUGGGCCUGGCCACGGGUCGGCCCGGCCAUCGAGCUGGCCAUCCAGAAGGUGAACGCCCAGCCUGACCUCUUGCCGGGCUACACAGUGCAGCUGGUUUUCUCCAGCAGCGAAGACAGUCAAGGGAUUUGUUCGGACAUUACGGCCCCGCUGGCCGCCGUGGACCUGAAGAUGGCCAACAACCCCCCUCACGUCUUCGUGGGACCGGGCUGCGUCUACACCACGGCGCCCGUGGCCCGCUACGCCAGACAUUGGGGCCUGCCCGUGGUGACGGCGGCGGCCGAGGCCGUCGGCUUCAACCUCAAGGAAGACCAGUAUGCUUUGGUGACCCGCACGGGAGCCAGCCACAGCAAGCUGGGCGAGUUCGGAGUCAGCCUCAGCCAGCAUUUCAACUGGAGUAGCCGGGCUAUGUUGCUCUACUGGGAGAACAAUAAGGACGACCGUCCGUGUUACUUCGCCGUCGAGGGUCUCUACCUCCAACUGCCAUCCUUCCACAACAUGACGAUCAAAGACGUCACUUUCAUGGACACCAAUUACACCGACCUCAUCCAGGAGAUCAAGGAGAAAGCUCGGAUUGUGUACGUCUGUUGCGCGCCCGACAUCUUCCGCGGGCUGAUGCUCCAGGCGCACCGCGAAGGCCUGACCGCCGGCGAAUACGCCUUCUUCUACAUCGAUCUCUUCGGUACCACCCUCCGGAGCUCCCGAUUUCCCGACGGGACACUUCCUUGGCGACGCGGAGAUGGGAACGACGGGGCGGCCCGCGAGGCCUACAAGGCUGUCAUGCUCCUCACUUACGCCGAACCCCAAAAUCCUGAAUACCGUCAGUUUCUCCAGUACAUCAAACGUACCUCCCAGGAGCAGUUUAACUUCACCGUGGAAGACGGACUGGAAAAUUUCAUCGCGGGGGCUUUUCACGACGGGGUGAUGCUUUACGCCCAGGCGGUAAACGAGACGUUGGCGCAGGGCGGCUUUCCCGCCAAUGGCACGGCCAUCACACUCCAAAUGCGUAACCGGACUUUAUACGGAAUCACGGGGGCCAUGCGGAUCGACCAGAAUGGGGAUCGGGAAAUGGAUCACUCCCUCUGGGAUUUAGAUCCGGCCAGGGGAGAGUUUGAGCUCGUGGCCAAUUACAACGGGACCACCAAAAAGAUCGAAAUGAUCCCUGGGAAAAGGAUCCACUGGCCAGGCAACACCAUACCGAGAGACGUGCCCUUUUGCGGAUUUGAGAAUGACAAUCCUCUUUGUCAGAAAGCUUCUUUCUCCUUGCUGGAGAUCUUGUCGCUUGUGAUGACUUUGCUCCUCUUCGGCAUCAUCGUCACGGCUUUCUUUGCCUACCGGAAAAUGAAGUUGGAAAAGGAGUUGGCUUCCGAAUUUUGGCGUGUCAGCUGGGAGGACGUGCAGUCGAGCAACCUGGAGAAAAACUUACGCAGCAUGGGGAGCAAAGUCACGCUCUCGCUGAGAGGUUCAAAUUACGGAUCUUUGCUAACCACCGAAGGACAAUUCCAGGUUUACGCCAAGACCGCUUAUUACAAAGGGAACCUUGUGGCCGUGAAGCACAUGAACCGGAAGCGCAUUGAUCUAACACGAGAUGUUUUGUUUGAGCUGAAACACAUGAGAGACGUCCAGAACAAGCAUCUGACUCGUUUCAUCGGCGCCUGCAUUGACCCCCCGAAUAUCUGCGUCUUGACGGAGUAUUGCACUCGGGGGAGCCUGCAGGACAUCCUGGAGAAUGACAACAUUACCUUGGACUGGAUGUUCCGCUAUUCGCUCACCAACGACAUCAUCAAGGGGAUGCUUUUCCUGCACCACAGCGUGAUCGCCUACCACGGCAACCUGAAGUCGUCCAACUGCGUGGUCGACAGCCGUUUUGUGCUGAAGAUCACCGAUUACGGGCUGGAGAGCUUCCGCCAGGCGCCCGAGACGGACGAUUCACACGCCCUCUUUGCCAAGAGACUCUGGACGGCUCCCGAACUCUUGAGGUUGGGCACCAAUGCCUGUCCGGGUACUCAAAAAGGAGACGUCUACAGCUUUGGCAUCAUUUUGCAAGAAAUUGCCCUACGCAACAGCGUCUUCUAUGUGGAAGGGGUGGAUCUGAGUCCCAAAGAGAUUAUCAAGCGCGUCGCGAGCGGCGAACAACCUCCCUUUCGCCCCUCGACCAAUCUGCCCUCCAAUUUGGAGGAGGUGGUCCAUCUCAUGCAGAGGUGCUGGGCUGAGGACCCACAGGAGCGGCCAGAUUUUCAACACAUCAAAGGCAUGCUGCGGAAGUUCAACAGGGAAAACAGCUGCAACCUCUUGGAUACGCUGCUGUCGCGGAUGGAGCAGUACGCCAACAAUUUGGAAGAACUGGUAGAGGAACGGACACAGGCCUACCUGGAGGAGAAGCGCAAAGCCGAGGCCCUCCUGUACCAGAUUUUACCUCACUCGGUGGCCGAGCAGCUGAAACGGGGGGAGACGGUGCAGGCGGAGGCCUUCGACAGCGUCACCAUCUACUUCAGCGACAUUGUGGGGUUCACCGCCUUGUCGGCAGAGAGUACCCCCAUGCAGGUGGUGGCUUUGCUGAAUGACUUAUACACCUGUUUUGAUGCAAUCAUUGAUAACUUUGAUGUCUACAAGGUGGAGACAAUCGGGGACGCCUACAUGGUGGUGUCCGGAUUACCGGUUCGCAAUGGCCGAUUGCACGCCCGCGAGAUUUCCCGCAUGUCCCUGGCCCUCCUGGAAGCCGUUCGCAACUUCAAAAUUCACCACCGGCCUGAAGAACAACUCAAACUGCGGAUUGGCAUCCAUAGCGGUCCAGUCUGCGCAGGAGUUGUAGGCUUGAAGAUGCCUCGUUACUGUCUCUUUGGAGACACUGUCAACACGGCUUCACGCAUGGAAUCCAACGGUGAAGCAUUGAAAAUCCACUUAUCGGCGGCCACCAAAACCAUCCUUGAGGAGUUUGGGUGCUUCGAACUGGACCUCCGAGGAGACAUAGAGAUGAAGGGCAAGGGGAAACUCCGGACGUACUGGUUGAUGGGUGAAAGGGUCAGCAGUACCCGAGGAUGAUGAGAAGAUGGAGAAGACGCUUACUCCUGCUUCCUUCAAGGACAUCUUAGCUGAGGCACCCAACCGAGACUGUCUUCGAAGAACCUAUUGGCUUGGAGUUAAGGGCACCACCAAUGGACGUCAGAGGACUAUCCUUGCUCCCCUGCCCCAUUUCCUUUCGCUUCUUCAUCACCCCGCAAAUCUGGUCCCCAGGGUCCUAAGGUUGGGUAGAUCAGAAGAUGAUGAUCAGGAAGACACCAUCUUCUCUACCUUCAUGAUGGGAAGUUCUGGAGAAGUUGGCUUAAGCUCCAUCACUUUUACAGGCCACCUCCUCAUCUUUUCUGGGGAUGUUGGACAAUUGGAACUUCUGUGGUUGAGUCGGCGUGGCAAUUAAGGGAGGCCCGGACCCUACACAACUCUUGUGACAGUGAGCUCUACACGGAGACACAACCCUGUUGCGGGUUCCCGGAAGCUGCAGAUUUUACAAUAAACGGAAUGUAUUAAGUCAA
Pantherophis guttatus is the source of this 4109-nucleotide messenger RNA. It is a transcript of the gene NPR1, whose product is annotated as natriuretic peptide receptor 1. Gene Ontology annotation, cellular component: plasma membrane. NCBI's taxonomy places the organism in Eukaryota, Metazoa, Chordata, Lepidosauria, Squamata, Colubridae. Gene Ontology annotation, biological process: receptor guanylyl cyclase signaling pathway; cGMP biosynthetic process; intracellular signal transduction. The record is from RefSeq and is a predicted model, not a curated record. Gene Ontology annotation, molecular function: peptide receptor activity; ATP binding; guanylate cyclase activity.